GAGCCUCUAGAGGGCGCUGCGUGAGCAGAACUGAGCCGCGCAUGCGCAGUGUUCUUCACAGACUUUCAUGUUGAUUCGUUUCGUGUUUAAACCGCCGCGAUGAGCCUUUAUGUGCUGGAUAUUAAAAUAACACGAUCAGCGUUUAUAAUGUAGACAGUUUGUUCAUCUUUAUUCUGCUCCAGGAUGAGAUCGACGCGAAUGUGUUUCAAAUUAUAGCGGUUAUAAUGUCACGAGCGACUCUUCUGCCGUCAAGUUACUGUUUAUGAGGAACCAUAAAAGCUCAAAGUGUGCUAAAACAUCUGAAGUCUGUGUAUAAAGAUAAGCAUGACCCUGGUGUUGACCCCUGCGGCCGUGUGCCAGUGCUUCACUCUGGUGUCGCUGUGCACGUCUAUCGCCGACCCCAACUGGAUCCAGGUCCAAAACUGUUCUGAUCCGAACAACAAACUCAUCUACGGGGUGGCCUUCACCAUGCACGCCUAUCAGAACCGCACGGACACGGGUCCGCUGGGCGGUUUGCACGGAUGGGGAAUGUGGCUGCUGUACUCGCUGGUCGCUCUCUGCUACAGCGCUGUCCUGUUGUCCAGCUCCUCUUUCCUGCUGGAUUUCCUGGGAGCAGCUGCCACUCACUCGAAGCUGGUGACAUCACUGCACGUCUCGACAGCGGUCAGCUGUGUGGCGGUGGUGGGAGUGUGUGCAGCCUGUAUGUGUGUGAUCGAACACAACCUGCAGCGAGGGAAACAGCGCGCUGAAAGCAGCCCGGUACUUUGCCUGUUCCCAGGAGAAAGCUUUUUCAUCGAGAUGUUGGGCCUGAUCUUCUCUUUCACGGCGUGCGGUUUCGCCCUCAAGGGUCGACCGGAAACCGUUAGGUCACGUGACUACCUGAGCGUGGAUGGAGAGGACAGUGAUACGGAGCCUUUGAUUGGUGGAGCUGAGAGGGAGGAGUAAAGACGACAGAGGUUCACUUCAUUUAUGCACUUUAUUUCUUAUGACAGGAAACAAGUGGAGCACAUGGAGACCGGACAAAAUUCAGAAUUUAGGAAAUUCAGUUCAUGAGUGUGAAUUUGAAUUGAAUUGGUCACACAGGAUGUAGAAUUGGAAUGACAGGAAGUAUUUAUUUACUGAGUCACAGUUCAAAGAAUUCCAAAACGGUCACAAAAGUAAAUAUUUGAGAUAGUAUUAUAGUUAUUAUUCAUAUUUUUAAUUUGUUUUUAUUUGUAUAUUUUGUUUUUAUUUUAUUUCAUUUCAUUCCAUUGUCAGGUUUUUUUACAAUUUUUUUUUUUUCAGUACAUCAAAUUUAGCUAAAUGAAAACGAAAACUGUUGCUGAAAUAAAAUAAGUUUUUUAAUAUUUUAUUUUAUAUUGUUAAAAUAAAUUCAAUUUAUUUUAAGCAAAAAAAAUUCUUUUACUUUUCCUUUUAAAGUUUCACUUUACUAUAAUAAGCCUGAAACACAUUUUUCAAUAAAACAUAAUUCAUUUGGACUAAAUUAUAUUUGUUUGCUUCUACGCAGAGCACAUUUUUCUGAAUUAAAUUGGCAUUUUUCUCUAAUAUUGUUAAAGCAAUUAGCAAACUUUUGUUAUAUGGCACCAAAAAAAUGUUUGGCUGUAUUAUGAAAUUUCGUAUACCAUAAUAAUCCAUAAAAUCAAAUAUAAUUUGGUUAAACUUAAUAAGAUUUACAUUAGCAGUGAAUGCCAUUCAGACAUUUUUAUGUGACUUUUUAAGUUUUAUAUGAAUUAAAUACAUAUUUAUUCAUUUUAAAAAUGAAGUCAUCUAAUGUUUCUUUUCUUAAAAAUAACCUAAAUUUUGUGUGACGUAAACACGUUUAUGGGUAAUUCAUAGUGAAAAAUGAAAUGUCUUAAUGAAUUUAUUUGAAUUUCAUUCGAUUUUAAUUUUACUUUUAUGAUUUGAUUUUUAUUUUUGCACGGUUUAAAAAUAAACAAGAGAAUACAGUACAGUGCAGGAAGUUUAUUCCACCUGAACAAUAUUAAAUUAAAUUUACAAUUCUGUAUCCUGUUUGCUACUUCCGUUCAAAUUCAGUUCGCUGCAGGAACCAAAGAGAAGAGCACAACUACUAUUAUUACCACUAAUAUGCUGCUGCCUUCAAGUCCUGCCGGAAAGAUCCUACGUGUGAGUUCAGAAGUUAUGUUCAUAAUAUAUGAUUUUGGUCUCUGCUGCAUAAAUUUACAUGCAUCAGUCCUGUAGCAGAUCUAAGCAGGUGGAGCUGGGGAGGUGGAGGGGUUCAGAGGAACUAGAUUACAGCAAACACUGAACCAAACUGUUGAGCAAGCAAGGAUGCAGGAUCAGCAGAGGCCAAUCAGCUUGUGCCAUGUGGUAAUGAUGUGUUUGCUAGAGUUUCAUGACUGAACUACAUAUUUCUCUCUCUUUUGCACUUACUUACAAACACGGGAGGCAUUUUGUAACAUGAAUGCAGUAUAAUGAAGGAUGAGUGUCAUUAAUGCUGCCAGAAUUAUGGGAAAUGUAGUUUUUCUGUAAGUAUGAUGAUUCUGACAUGACUUGAAGAACGCAGCUUGAGAUCUUUCAUGCAGUAAAACUCUUUUCCGUGCAGGUGUUUUCUACUUUCGAACCAAAUACAGAAACCACUAAAGUCACACUCGGCUUGUUUCAGGGGUUUGAACGCGGUUCACAAUUAAAUGUGAACGCUCCAAAUGAACUCAGAUCAUCUCAGUGGCCUUUAUCCUUUAUAAUCAUAUUUAAUAUUCAACUUAUGCAUAAAUAAGAUUAAUUAAUAUAAAACUAGUUAACCAGGUUCUAAACAACUGAGACCCGAUCAGCAUUCAGAUCGGAGUCCACUUUUAAUCCACAUACAAUGUGAACGGUUUGGAUCUUGUAAAAACGAGUCAAGCGUGAAAACUAAGAUAUUCAGGGCUGUUUUUCAUCUUUUGACGAUCAGUGGCAUGAUUUCUGUAGAUAAACUAGCAAUUGAUCCUCAGUGUGCCUUCAGCUUCCUGGAAGAACUUUUAUUUUGUAAUGUGACAUUUCUAAAAAGAUAUUUUAGAGCUGUUAAAGGGAUACUUACACCAAAAAAAUGAAAAUUAUCCAAUCAUUUACGCACUGAUACAGAAAGUCCUAUAGUAGAAUUAUUAUAUAUACAUAUAUUAAAAUGACUUAUAUUUAAAUUUCUAUGAUACUGUAUGACAAGACCGUAUGUGUGAACAAUAUAUGUCUCAUUUGUAUAUACAGAACAGAUAUAUGGAAACAUGCGGUUUAUACCGUAUAUGAAACACCCAUUGUAAAAUUAGUAUAUGUACAUAUUACAUUUGCGUAUGGGCACUCUCAGGUUGUUCUGAACCUUUAUGAACUUCUUUGUUCUGUUGAACAUAAAGGAAGAUAUUUUGAAGAAUGUUGGUAGCCAAAAAGUUGUUGGUCCCCAUUGACUUCCAUAGUAUGAAAAACAAGUACUAUGGAAGUCAAUGGGGACCAACAACUGUUUAGUUACCGACAUUCUUCAAAAUAUCGUCUUCUGUGUUCAACAGAAGAAAGAAACUCAUACAAGUUUGGAACAACCUUAAGACGAGUGAAUGAUAGGAUUUUUAUUUUUGGGUGAACUGUCCCUUUAAAUCACCAGCUCCUCUAUGAAACAUCAACAUAUAUAAGCUUCACGUUUUCUAGCUAACAUUGAUCUUGAUGGGAUUUUCCUCAUACUGUAUUUGUAUUUCCCUCUUUUAAACAGAAUAAUAUUGUACAAUUUUUCUCCAUUUGUCGUUUUGAUAUUCUAUUAUUUUACUGGAAUUAUGAUGUCUUUCCUUUUGAAGGAAUCGUUCAACCCAAAAUGAAAAUUCAUUUACUUUCCCUCAUGUUCUACAAACGUUUCAUUCUUCUCAUUGAGGGGAAGAUUAUAAGCUAAUAAUUACUUAAGUAUGGUAGAAAAGAUUAUAUAAGUUCACAAUAUAAUGCACAAUAUAAUAAUAUAAUGGAAGUGAGUAAAUUUAAUUAAUGUGCAUUUUGAAUGAAUCUCACUUUCAUUUUGUCCUUAUCCGUAUAAUAACACAAACACUGUGAUUUUAAAAAGUAUAAACACACACCGUGUCCAUUUUUGUUCACAUCUGGUGAAGCCAUUGCAUUUAAUCAUAUGUAAUACAAAAGAAAAGGUCAUAUCUUCAUGAUUUCUUGUCCAAAGUUGAUCUGCAUCUCACUAAAUGAACCUGAAUGAGUGGUAACAGUGGAAUCAUGGGAAGUCUGUGCCUUAAUUUCUCAGUUCUCGCUCUAAUUAGACUCGCUCUCCGUCAGCGCUGCAUCGCCACCCGCCGUCACAUGACACCAGCUUGUGCUCCAGUUGGAUGGAGACCAUCGCCAUAGUAACCUUGAGAAGUUGUUGAUGUCACAGAUGAAUUUGUGAAUGGAGAGAGAGAACACAGAGGGGUUUAUUAUAAUGUGACAUGAUUAGUUUUGUGUUGUCUAGUAUUUCUGUGUGAGUUGUGCAUGUUAAACCAUGAUUAACACUAAAGCUGAGCUGAACAGUAUAAGGAGAAAUGAUGUGGAAUUGAAGGAAAAUUGUUAGCCUGUGGACCAAUAUUUGCACUGACAGGACUGUAUGUAUUACGAGCUGAUGUAUGUGCAAUCUUCAUCUCAAAUGUUUUAUGGGUUUGUUUUUAAAGCAUUGCAUGCAUAUAUCAUGUCCGUUAGUGGAAUAUUCAUUCUGAUUAUGUUAUUUAUGCCUGAAAAAUAGAAUAAAUGGAAAUCUUGGAACAAUGCAA
Megalobrama amblycephala (Wuchang bream) is the source of this 4712-nucleotide messenger RNA. RefSeq lists its product as uncharacterized. Bases 325 to 945 code for a protein of 206 amino acids. The record is from RefSeq and is a predicted model, not a curated record. Gene Ontology annotation, cellular component: membrane. The transcript is spliced from 5 exons. Gene Ontology annotation, biological process: negative regulation of TOR signaling; negative regulation of cell population proliferation. NCBI's taxonomy places the organism in Eukaryota, Metazoa, Chordata, Actinopteri, Cypriniformes, Xenocyprididae.